Molecule: messenger RNA, 1038 nt
Organism: Dovyalis caffra
Lineage: Eukaryota; Viridiplantae; Streptophyta; Magnoliopsida; Malpighiales; Salicaceae
Source: the annotation of a GenBank genome assembly
AUGGACGUUAGUGCUAAAAAAGGGUCAUCGUGGUCUGUCUCUGUGUCGGUGCCUUCAAUCACUCAUCAGCAGCAGUACUCCAAUCUGGAACGCUUUCUUCAAUGUGCAACUCCAACUCCUCCUUCUAAAUUCCUUCCUCAGAGCUGCAUGCAUGAUCUAAAUAGCUUAUGGCAACCACCUGGGACUAAGGAUAUAGUUGAAUAUUUCACUUUGGGAGAUUUAUGGGAUUGCUACGAUGAAUGGAGUGCAUAUGGUGCUGGCACCCAAGUAGUCUUGAGCAGCGGCGACACCAUUAUGCAAUAUUACGUCCCUUACUUGUCAGCCAUUCAGAUUUACAGCAACAAGUCAGUGGUGGCUUCCAGGAACUCAAAAGAGUAUAAUGAUGUGGUCGAAUUUGAAACUGAUUCUUGGAGCGAUGGCAGCAUGAGUGAUAAACUGUCGAGGUCUCUAAGCAACAAUUCCAGCAAGACAUGGGAUACCAUUUCUGAGGAUUCAAGCUUUGACCAUGAGGGUUCUUUGUCAACGAGGGAUAAGCUUGGCUAUCUGUACUUUCAGUACUUCGAGAUAUCUUCUCCUUAUUGGAGGGUUCCGCUUUUUGAAAAGAUAACUGAAUUAGCCAGGAAUAAUCCGGGAUUAAUGACACUUAAGAAUGUGGAUCUUUCACCGGCAAGUUGGAUGGCUGUUGCUUGGUACCCCAUAUAUCACAUUCCAUCUCAGGGAAAUGAGAAGGACCUGUCAACUAGCUUCUUGACUUAUCAUACGCUGUCAUCGUCUUUCCAAGAUUGCGUCAACGAGGAUAGUGACAUUGAAGCAGACGGGACAGUAAGUAAACCAAAAGGAGAAGGAAAUGGCGGUAUUUCCCUUCCUCCCUUUGGUCUGGCCACAUACAAAAUGCAAGGGGAUCUUUGGAUAAAUCCAGAGACAUCCGAUGACGAAAAAAUGGUCUAUCUCGAAAGUGCUGCUGAUUCCUGGUUGAAGCAGCUAAAUGUCCACCACCAUGAUUAUAGCUUUUUUACCAGCUGCCACUGCAACAUGUAA